Messenger RNA from Rhododendron vialii, 1661 nucleotides. RefSeq names its product aldehyde oxidase GLOX-like. The transcript is spliced from 3 exons. The coding region runs from base 45 to 1661 and encodes 538 amino acids. NCBI's taxonomy places the organism in Eukaryota, Viridiplantae, Streptophyta, Magnoliopsida, Ericales, Ericaceae. The record is from RefSeq and is a predicted model, not a curated record.
CAGACACACAAAACUGAACAGUGAACACUCACUCGCUUUUCACUAUGGCCGCUCCCAUUUUCUUCUGUCUACAAUUGCUCUGCUUCGCCUUCACAGUCAUCCGAACGCGUGCCCAGCCCCCGGGCACGUGGGAACUCCUGGUGCAGAACGCCGGCAUUGCCUCUAUGCACACCGCGGUCACCCGGUGGAACACCGUGGUCCUUAUCGACCGGACUGACAUCGGCGCGUCCAAUUUAUCCCUCCCAAACGGCGUAUGCCGCAUCGACCCAAACGACCUGGCUUUAACGACCGAUUGCUAUGCCCACUCCGCUCUCCUCGACCUCGAAACCAACACAAUCCGUCCCCUCAUGAUCCUCACCGACACUUGGUGCUCCUCGGGCCAUUUCCUCCCUGACGGCACCCUACUCCAUUCCGGCGGCUGGAACGACGGCAACACCAAGUUCCGAACAUUCACCCCCUGCAUAAACACUUCCGCUUGCGAUUGGGAAGAGCUUCCGAACACCACGUCGCUGUACCAAGGGCGAUGGUACGCUACCAACCAGAUACUUCCCGACGGUUCUAUCAUAAUAGUCGGGGGCAUUGGCAUCAGCAGCGUGGAGUAUUACCCCCCGAAACCUGGCGGCGCAAUCAAUUUUCCAUUCCUUGCCAAUGCAGGAGACAACGAGGGGGAUAAUAUGUAUCCAUACGUUCACCUUCUCCCUCAAGGAAAUCUGUUUAUAUUUGCUAACAAUCAAUCUGUGUUAUACGAUUAUGUUAAUAAUACUAUUGUACUAGAUUUUCCUCAGUUGGAGGGGGGGCCACGUAGUUAUCCGUCUGCAGGAUCCUCAGCUAUGCUAGCAUUGGAAGGGAAUUAUUCCACGGCCACGAUCAUCAUUUGUGGUGGGGCCCAGUACGACGCCUUUAAUAAUCAGAGUGUGAAUAGUACAGCCAAGGGGAGUUGCGGGCGGAUUGUGGCGACGGAUCCCAACCCAGUUUGGGAGAUGGAGGAAAUGCCGUUAGUUCGGAUAAUGGGGGACAUGGUAAUGCUACCAACAGGAGACAUAUUAAUCAUCAACGGGGCUCAAGCGGGGUCGCAAGGGUACGGAUUGGCAACAAACCCAUGUUUGAACCCGGUUCUAUACCAACCUGACCAACCUGAGGGAUCCCGGUUUAUGACGCUAAACCCCGGUUCAAUCCCUAGAUUAUACCACUCGACCGCGAAUUUAUUGCCCGAUGGGAGAGUUUUGCUUGCCGGAAGUAACACGCAUUACUACUACACUUUUGACUGGGAUUUUCCGACGGAGCUUAGAAUCGAGGCGUUUUCGCCGGAGUAUUUGGCGGCAGACAACGUGAAUUUGAGGCCGGUGGUGACAAAGACGCCAAAGACGGUGCAGUACGGGAAUCUUUACAAUGUGUAUGUAACGGUGUUGUCGCCAAUAUUAGAAGACUGUGAGGUGGAGGUGAAUUUUGCAAGUGCGCCUUUCGCUACCCAUUCGUUUUCGCAAGGGCAGAGAUUGGUAAAGUUGGGUGUCACUCGUGUCGUGUCGCAAGUUAAUGGAGACUACAGGAUCGUGUUUCAGGCGCCGCCCAAUGGGAUGGUGGCACCGCCAGGAUAUUAUAUGAUGUUUGUUGUUAACCAGGGAGUGCCGAGUGUUGCUCGUUGGGUCCAAUUGACCUCCUAA